AUGAACAGUCCAAAUUCCACAAAUCCUAUACUUCCAGCCCCGGGAGUGGGCAGGAACUUAGCUGCGGUCGUCGGUGCUGGUUUCCCUGUUGGAAGAGGUAAUGAUGAUGGGCCCUUAAAUCCACCUGGAAGGGGCUCAUUUGACAGCAGCACUAACUCCAAGGCACUGUUGCGUUGUAGAAGACCCUUCACUAUGGCUACCUUCAAUGUAUGUACAAUCAAAGCUGACUCAAAAGCAAGGGAACUUGCUUACUGUGCUGGCACCCUAGGAAUCGGUAUUUUAGGAGUUCAAGAACACUGCAUCUGUCACCAGUCCCCUCUCGAAUUCCGUAACAUAGAGGACCAUCACCUGAUUACCUCUGCAGCCUGGAGGAAUGAGGCUCAGGCCUCAGUUGGGGGAGUCGGUCUCCUGCUAAGCAGAGAGGCAAAGAAUGCCCUAUGCAAUGUACGAUCUUACUCAUGCCGGGUCUUGUCGGCUGUGUUCGCUGGUAACCCAGCAACAACCUUUAUAGUUGCUUAUUCUCCAACAAAUGUAUCUGAUGAAAGCGACGUCAAGGAGUUCUAUGACAACCUCCGUGUGGCAAUCUACGACACACCAGCUCAUAACUUCCUUGCUGUACUUGGGGAUUUCAAUGCAAGGCUUGGGCAAGAAGAUGUACGUUUCCCAUUUCACGAGUCCACAAAUAGAAACAGCCAACAUCUCGCCGACCUCCUAGUCGAGAACAACUUGCUGGCAGCUAAUACUUGUUUUCAGAAGCGACCAGGCAAGAGAUGGACCUUUCAAGACCGCGGUACCAAGGCAAAAUGUCAACUUGACUACCUGUUAGUUCGGAAGAAGUGGCGUAACAGCAUCCUUAACGCAGAAGCGUACAACUCUUUUUCUAGCCUUGGCUCAGACCAUCGAGUAGUGGGCAUGAAGGUUCGACUCAGUUUGCGAGUGCCUAAACGUCACACUAAGCAGAGCACUGGGGUCAAUUCCUCACAAAGUUCUGUAUUUCUUGGACCAGUUGAAGAUCAAGUAGAACAUAGGGGUCUUUCAGAAAGCUGCAUUGCUUGGAAUCACAAAUAUCUUGUGGAAGGUGCUGUUGAUCUGAGGUCAUAG
This is a messenger RNA of Neoarius graeffei (lesser salmon catfish), 1101 nucleotides long. RefSeq names its product craniofacial development protein 2-like. The coding region runs from base 1 to 1101 and encodes 366 amino acids. The record is from RefSeq and is a predicted model, not a curated record. Lineage: Eukaryota; Metazoa; Chordata; Actinopteri; Siluriformes; Ariidae. The transcript has 3 exons.